Messenger RNA from Brugia pahangi, 681 nucleotides. The record is from the annotation of a GenBank genome assembly. NCBI's taxonomy places the organism in Eukaryota, Metazoa, Nematoda, Chromadorea, Rhabditida, Onchocercidae.
AUGGAUACAUUUGAAGCAGUCUUUUUUGAUACACGUGAAGGUGCAUGGUUUGACUUAAACCUAAAAACCGGUGAGCAUUACGAUGACGCAUAUCCAUCGUUAGCUGUACCACUUUUUACCGAACGCUACCAUAUGCUAAACAGUGUUAUGGUGGCUGAUGUCUUAGAAACAUUACAACGAAAAGGAUUAUUACAAUUUCCAGGUGGCAUACCAGCAAGCUUAAUGAAAGGUACCAAUCAACAAUGGGAUUAUCCAAAUGGUUGGGCACCAAUAAAUCAUAUGAUCAUUGAAGGAUUACGUAAAUUAAAUAAUCUAACAAUGCAACAACGCGCAUUUGAAAUUGCCAAUAAAUGGAUUAAUAGAAAUUAUGCUCUAUAUCAAAAAGAUCAUAAAAUGUGGGAAAAAUACGAUGUCGCAAAAGAAUAUGUACGAGCUGCUAAAGAUGGCGAAUAUGAAAAUAAGUAUGGCUUUGGAUGGACUAAUGGUGUCGUACUUGAUCUACUUGUAACAUUCAAUAAGAGAGCAAUAGUUAAGCCAACAGGUGGUGUAACAGAUGUUCAUGGAACUGGACGAGCUAAUAUAUCUGGUACUAACCGAACUCUUCUUACUCGCUAUCUAGGAACAGGCAAACCGUUCGAUUUUUUAUGUGGUUUACAAAACGAAUCCUUAUCCGAACACUGA